Molecule: messenger RNA, 1266 nt
Organism: Plasmodium yoelii
Lineage: Eukaryota; Apicomplexa; Aconoidasida; Haemosporida; Plasmodiidae
Product: conserved Plasmodium protein, unknown function
Exons: 7
Coding region: 1-1266 (421 amino acids)
Source: RefSeq, a predicted model, not a curated record
AUGAAAAAAAUAAAGGAAUCAUUGCAUGAUGAAAAUAUUCGUGAUGUUUUUAUUUCCUACAAGGAUAUAAUACAAAAUAAUGAAAGUGAAACCAGCAUAGAAUCAUACAAAGACGUAAAUGAGUUUUUGGAAAAUUCGGAUGAAUCUAAUUCCAGUUAUUCAAGUGAAAAUGAAAAUUCAGAUUUUUAUAAUUCAAAUUCCAUAGGUGAAAAAAAUAAUUUUUUAUCAUUUGUUAGUAAUAAUUUUAGAUCAAAAAAAGAAAAAAAAUAUAAAAAAUGUUAUACAACUAGCUACAUAAAUCAUAUGAACAGUAUCGAAAAUUUUCCAUUUAAAAGUUAUAGAACCAUAAAUUAUGAUUUAGAUAAAAAAAAAAUAUUAGAAGAUUUUCAUUGGAAGCCUGUAGGGGAAAAUGUCCCAGAUAUUUCUUCAAUAAAUUUGUCUCGAAAAAAGGCAUGGGAUAUAGGAAAAGAGGGAUGUAAUGGAAUACUUAUUAAAAAUAUAUUUGAAAGUUAUAAACAAAAAACAUUGAACUACAUGAUAUUAGACGGGACUAAUAUAGAAACAUUUUUAACAGUUUAUUCACAUUCUUACCAAGAAACAAUAAAAGGUAUAAAUCCUAGUGUGCUAAAAAUAUUCAGCUUUUAUGACUUAGCCAGCGCUUAUUACUUAUACGAUUUGAAACAUAUCCAUAUAUUUAAAAGUUCCAAAGAUAAGAAAAAAAAUAAAACCAUUAUAAUAAAAGGAUUGAAUGAUAAUUUUUAUAAUUCUAUAUUAAUAUGUAUGGACGAAACGAUUCGUUAUUUAAAAUAUUCUAAUAUUAAAAAUAGUAUACUAAAAAAAUUGGAUCAAAAAAAUAAAAAAAAAAACACUAAGAUUGAAAAUAAAUUAGACAAAAAAACAUAUUUUGUAAAAUCAGCUCAAAAUGAAAACAAUAUGUAUAACGACAAUAUAAAAAAUGUAAUAUCUUUUAAUAAAAAGAAACACAUGGCCAAUUGUGAUACUUAUUUAAGUGAAAAUAAAGAGGACAAAUCAAAUAACAAUUUCUCAAAUAAUAGUAAUAUCAUUUCUGAUACAGAUAUUAAUUAUAGUAAAGAAAAAAGUAACAUUUCUUUAGAAAAUAUGUCAUCCAAUAAUAAUGAAGAAUUUGGUUAUGCAUAUAUAAAUUAUAUUAUGAAAAAAGAAGAAAGAGAAUUACAUCAAACUGGUAAAAUGAAUAACAGUAAUCUUGAAUAUUCAUCUCAUACAUCUGAUAGCAAUGUACCAUAA